This is a messenger RNA of Vicia villosa (hairy vetch), 1668 nucleotides long. RefSeq lists its product as uncharacterized. The coding region runs from base 1 to 1668 and encodes 555 amino acids. Lineage: Eukaryota; Viridiplantae; Streptophyta; Magnoliopsida; Fabales; Fabaceae. The transcript is spliced from 5 exons. The record is from RefSeq and is a predicted model, not a curated record.
AUGUUAGUCUCUUGGAACGUUAGGCAGCUAAAUAACAGUGAUAAUUUGAGAGAGAUUAGCUCCCAUCUCUCUAACCUUAACCCUGAUAUUUGUAUCCUUCUUGAAACUCGAGUUAAAAGCUCUAGGGUUAGCUUAGCAAGGAAUAAGUUGAAGCAGCAUGAUAGGUAUCUUGAUAACUACUCUCAUCAUCCUAAUGGCAGAAUUUGGGUGAGUUGGAGGUCUUGCAACAUUGAGAUUUGUCUGGACAGAGUUGGGGAUUUCAACAAUGUCAUUAGAAGAAAAGAUCGUAUUGGUGGGAGAAUGGUGGAUGAUUAUGAAUUCCAUGACCUGCAAAGUAUGAUGGAUAUAUGCAACUUUGCUAAAAUGGAGAAUCAAGGUUACUACAACACUUGGCAUAAUAAGCAUGAGAAGGAUCCUAUAUACUUUAGAAUAGACAGAAUUCUAGGGAACUCAACCUGGUUUCUGAAUUUGGAGUUACAGUUGACACACUUACCUCCUAGUGUUUCUGAUUAUGAGGUGGUUGCUACAAAUUGGUCUGAGCCUAUAAGUGGCAGUCCCCCUUUUAUCUUGUGGGAGAAACUAAAGAGACUAAGACGUGCCAUCAGGAAAUUGAGCAAGCCCCUCACUGAUGUUCAGAGAAACAUCUUGUCUGCUAAAGAGGGUCUGGAUCAAAUUCAACAUAAUCUUUCUAGGGACCUUAUGAAUCCAUAUCUCAUUCAUAAGGUCAAAGAGAAAACUAUGGAGAUUAUAAGAUGGCAGGAGAGUGAGGAAAAAGUCUUGCAGCACAAAGCUAAGGUCGAGUGGAUUAAGCCAGGUGAUGGUAAUAAUCAUUACUUUCAUGCUUCUCUAAAAGCAAAGACUAACUCCAAGAGACUGAAGAAGGUUUGCAUGGAGGAUGGCACUAAAGUUACUGACAAACAGGGGAUUGAGGACAUGGUUCUAAAUUUUAUGAGCUCUAGCCUUGAUGGGUAUAGUCCUGAAUUCUUCAAGAGUUGUUGGAAAAUUAUGAAAGAGGAUCUGAUAUGUACUAUUAGAUACUGGUUCAGGACUAAUACAAUGUUCAAGGGGUUCAACAACAAUCUUGUAACCCUUACCCCAAAGUUCCCUGAAGCUAAGAAACUUAAAGACUAUAGGCCUAUUUCCCGCUGCUCUAUAGUCUACAAGAUCUACUCUAAGAUUCUUACAUCUAGAAUUACCAAAGAGUUCUCCAACUCUACUGGAUUGGUAGUGAACCCAGCCAAAUGCUUUGUCUACAUGGGUGAUGUGGAUGAUAGCACAAGAGAGCAAAUUUUGCACACUAUUGGAUUUAGAGUGGGUCAGUUGCCCUUCAGAUACUUAGGUCUUCCUCUCUCAAGCAAGAAGUUGUCUAUCAAUUACUAUCUUCCUCUUAUUGACAAAAUUCUUAGUAGAAUUCACAACUGGAGCUCUAAGUUACUGAGCCUUUCUGGGAGGGUUCAACUUGUGAAGGCUGUGAGUUUUGUUAUAACCAAUUAUUGGCUUAAAUGCUUCCUUAUCCCCAAGAAUGUUAUUAAAAGAAUUAACUCUGCUUGUAGAACCUUUGUGUGGAUAAGUGGUAGUGCUCCAAGUAGAAAGAGACCUAUUUAUUGGAAGGAUGUGUGUAAGCCAAAAGUCAAAGGUGGUUUGAACAUCCUUGAUUUUGAUUGUUGA